CAAAACGCGCUCGGUCGAGGACACUCGUAUUUAUUAUUUUAUCAUGAACAUCAAUACAUAUAACAUUUGCAGCAAGCAAAAUAUCGAAAUUUAGAAAAGAAACAUGUUUGGAAUAACGGAUUAUAUCAUUUUCUUUUUAACAAUAUUAAUUGCAUUGUGUAUUGGUAUAUUUUUCGCUAUUUGGGAAAGAAAACGAAAUACGACCGUUGAUUAUUUUCUUGCGGGUCGAAAAUCUAGCACUUUACCAGCUGCACUUUCCUUCGUAGUAAGUUUUCAAUCCUCAUUGAUAGUUAUAGGAUUUCCUGCAGAAUGCUAUGUAUAUGGAACCGGACUAGCAUAUUAUGCCGUUGGUAUAACUGUUGCAUACAUUUUUGCGGCAGUGUUUGUUGUUCCAGUAAUGUAUCCAUUAAAACUGAUAAGUGUUUAUGAAUACUUCAACCUACGAUAUGGAAACAAUGUUCUACGUUAUAUGGCACUUGGUUCAGGCAUCAUAUAUACAUUAUUUUAUAUGGCAUCAGUUACAGUGGGCACUUGUGUAGCUUUACAGGUUGUUUUGGGUAUUCCACCGUGGGGAACUAUUUUGAUAUAUACUGUUGUGACAGCCAUAUAUACAUCUAUCGGAGGUAUUAAGGCUGUUAUUUGGACGGACGUUUUCCAGCUGAUUAUCAUGUCCGCUGGAAUGAUUGCUAUUUUAGUGAAAUCAUGCAUAGACGUUGGUGGUUUAGAAAAAAUUUAUAAGUUUGCCAAAGAUAGAUUUGAUACAACAGAUUUUAACGCUGAUCCAACUAUAAGAUAUCAAUUCUGGAACGUGUCUAUUGGAACAAUAACUCAAAUGCUUUAUAUAACUAUGACCCAGCCAUCUAUGCAAAGAAUAUAUUCUGUACGAAAUAUGAACCAGGCGCGUGCAUUAUUUGUUAUAGCAACACCAUUUUAUGUUAUUAUUACUGUAAUUGGAGUACUCGAAGGUGCAUUCCUGUUUGCUUACUUUUCUGAGAAAGGUUGUGACAUACUCGAAGCAGGAAUUAUUGCCAAUGUCAAUGCUAUCGUACCAUUUGCUGUACUGGAAUUAUUCCGUUACCAACCAGGUUUGGCAGGGUUGUUUACAGCCUGCCUUUCUAGUGCAGGAUUAAGUACCUUGUCGUCGUGUCUAAGUAGUUUAUCAGCUAUUACAUAUGAGGACAUCAUAAAAGUAAAUUUCAGAGAAAUGAAACCUUAUCAAUCAACAAGAAUAGCAAAGGUUUUCGUUUUGUUUUAUGGCUCUAUUGUCAUGGGCCUUUCCUUUUCGAUGUUACACAUUCCGGGUUCCGUAUCAGCUAUCUUUCAGGGUUUUAUGGGCUGUAUGGACGGUCCCGUCUGUGCUCUAUUUAUUCUAUCCCUAAUGUGCCGUAGAGUAACAACAACAGGAAUUUCUAUUGGACUUUUAUGUGGAUGUGCAUUGGUAUUUUGGCUAAUCAUGGGAAGUAAUUUUUCUGACGUUCCGCCGUAUCCAUACCUUGCACAUGGUCCAACUAACGAAUGUUCUGUAUACAGGAACAAUUCAGAUGCAAUGAUAGACAAUACACUAGAAUACUAUUAUAGUAACGUAUCUACAGUGUCUAUGACUGAUGUUCCGUUUUCCAGAAAAUUUGUUUAUUCGACUGAACCUAAUGAAACGUUUGGUUCUACAUCACUACUCCAUACGAUAUAUAGUAUUUCAUAUAUACUGUUUUCUGUCAUUGGCUUCUGUACGACAAUCUGUGUAGGUUUAGCUGCAAGUCUUUGCACUAAGCGCCAAGACAGGAUUGAUGAAAGAUGCUUGUUUUCGUUUAGGAAACACGUGAUCAAUAAUUUAUUCACUGGAAGUCAUGCAGGUUGUGAAAAUAAUGGCAAACGUAAAGAUUGUCAUGAAGAUGUGAAUUUUCUCUCAAAGGAAACUGAGUUUUGA
This is a messenger RNA of Ruditapes philippinarum (Manila clam), 1924 nucleotides long. Its product is annotated as sodium-coupled monocarboxylate transporter 1-like. The record is from RefSeq and is a predicted model, not a curated record. Gene Ontology annotation, biological process: sodium ion transport; transmembrane transport. Gene Ontology annotation, cellular component: membrane. Gene Ontology annotation, molecular function: symporter activity. NCBI's taxonomy places the organism in Eukaryota, Metazoa, Mollusca, Bivalvia, Venerida, Veneridae. The transcript has a single exon. Bases 104 to 1924 code for a protein of 606 amino acids.